Molecule: messenger RNA, 845 nt
Organism: Dendrobium catenatum
Lineage: Eukaryota; Viridiplantae; Streptophyta; Magnoliopsida; Asparagales; Orchidaceae
Exons: 2
Coding region: 247-675 (142 amino acids)
Source: RefSeq, a predicted model, not a curated record
UCUGUUAUGCAUUCUCCUGUUGGACUUUCGUGAGGUAGGGUUUUGAAUGAGUGGCUAAGCCUUCUGCGCAUCCUUCGACGGCGUUCCUUCCUAUCGAACCAGAAGUCGAGAAAGCUCGCCGUUCUUCCUGUUGGACCGAACGUAGCGACGGGAGCUCGCUCGCUGUGAAGGACUUCUGGUUAAACAGCUCGAGUUAUACCUGCCCGAGGGCACCGCCGUGACUUUGUGGAGACAGCAAGAGGCAGCAUGGCUACGACCGACAAAAGGCCGCCGCUUUCACUCGAUAAGAAGAAUAAAGAAACGAAGAAGAAGAAGAGUAACGAAGAUGAUCGGUCAAUGCGUGAAAAGAACAAAAUGGGGCGGGAGAUUGAGGAAAUUUUUAGGGCUAACAAGAAAAAGAGGAAGGAAUCCCCCGGAGUUGCGGGGCAAAGUUCAGCAAAAGCGAGGGUGGGAACUGGAAAAGAGCAAAAGAAGGUUAAUAAGAAGCAAGUGGUGAAGGACGAGAAGGAGAAGAAAAAGAACGGAUUUCCUGUGGAUGAGAGUUCAGAGAAUCGCUCUAAGCGGAGGAAGACUGCGGAUGGGUUUGCUAUCUACUCCACAGAGGAGCUUGGUAUUGGGAAUCCAGAUGCCGGUAACACGCCUCUUUGUCCUUUUGACUGCUCCUGCUGCUUCUGAGGCUUGUUGUAAGUUACCAAUUUUAUGCAAAUGUUUAUCGUUUCUCUUCAAUUUUUUUGUCAUUUUAAGCAAAAAAUGUUUCUUUUUUAUUCUUUUCUUGUGGUAUUUAAUUGUGUUUACAAUUGUUGGAUGUUAGUUCUAUUAACAUAAAUCUUAUUUUGUUGAAAUUA